UCCAUCCCAUUCGUGAAGGCUUGUGACCGAAUUCUCCUCCCCUACCUCUUCCUCCUCCUAUAGCCGAGCUGAGGCCGGUUGGCCCUCUGCUCCUCGCGUGCGCGCGAGCUGCGUGAUCGACACUCUCGGGCAAUGGGGUGCAAGUCGUGCGAGAAGCCCAGGCCGAACUACAGGAAGGGCCUGUGGUCGCCGGAGGAGGACCAGAAGCUCCGCGACUACAUUCUCCGCCAUGGCCACGGCUGCUGGAGCGCGCUCCCUGCGAAAGCCGGGCUCCAGAGGAACGGCAAGAGCUGCCGGCUGCGGUGGAUCAACUACCUGCGGCCGGGGCUGAAGCACGGCGUGUUCUCCCCGGAGGAGGAGGAGACGGUGAUGAGCCUCCACGCCGCGCUCGGCAACAAGUGGUCUAGGAUAGCACGGCAUCUACCUGGGAGAACAGACAACGAGGUCAAGAACUACUGGAAUUCUUACCUGAAGAAGAGAGUGGAGAGCGGCGGUAAGAACCAAGGGCCACCAACCACGCCCGCGUCAGCAGCGAGCACUCCCGCCGAUUCAGACGACUCCCACAGCCUGAAGCCAUUGCACGAGCCGGCCAACUCCGACUCGUCGGAGCCGGCGCACGAGUCGUCGUCGGCCGACUCGAGCUGCCUGACCGUGACCACGGAGCAUCCUCCUGCCUCAAGGGCCCAUCCGCCAGUGACCCCCAAGGUCAUGUUCGCGGACUGGCUCAACAUGGAGUACAUCAGUGGGCAGGUGGCAGCAGCACCUGGUCUGGGCGCUGCCGGAUUGGUGGCGGUUGGUGAAGGCGAUCAGCAGCAGCAGGUGAUGAGCCAAGGAUCAGUUCAGGUCGAUGGGCCAUCGUCCGGGGCGGACGGUUCCCUGCAGCAGGAGGGGUUCGGUGCCAACGGCGGCGGCUGCUGGGACUUCCAGGAGCAGUUCGACAGCAUCGACCAGAUGCAGGCAGCGGUAGGCGGCGGCUUCUGCGACCUGCUCUCCAUGAACGACUUCGACCUCUGGGCUGAGCUGGACCGUACUGCGUGAUGGAACAUGGAAAAGAUCAAGGAUCGAUUUUUAAGUUUAGAGCUUGUUAAUUCAUAGAUGUUUCAUGGAAUUAAGGGGUGUUUGUAAUACUACUGCAAUGUACAUUAUCGCGGUGUAUCUAUAGAGCAGUUUAAAUUAGCACCAUAUAUGAAAAAGAUCAGAGGCAUGAAAAGUCACUUCUGUUAGUUCUGUAAGAAAUUGUGUUGGCCACUUUGCUUUGAAGAGCAUGGGCACCGACAGAAAGAUGGAAAAGAAGAAAGAAUGAUGUAGAGAAUUGCACCUAUGGAUGCAAUUAUUUUGGAUUGUUUAUUGUU
This is a messenger RNA of Oryza brachyantha (malo sina), 1352 nucleotides long. Its product is annotated as myb-related protein 308. The coding region runs from base 133 to 1038 and encodes 301 amino acids. The transcript has 3 exons. The record is from RefSeq and is a predicted model, not a curated record. Lineage: Eukaryota; Viridiplantae; Streptophyta; Magnoliopsida; Poales; Poaceae.